UUUAGUACCUACGAUUGGCAAUGACUGUUACAAAACCGAAAACAAUAAUAUUCUCAAUUUGUGAAUUUCCAUUAACAAUAAAUAUUAAUCAGAAAUGAUUAAUUUAUACCCAUUAAUGAAUAUUGGGUAAUUAUACCUAUAUUAAUUUAAAGCUGAUUAUCAUGGUUACUAAACAAUGCCCUAAGUGUCAACAACAUGUUCCCGUAGCUUGCAAAGCCUGUCCGUGCGGACAUGUAUUUUUUGUAGCAAGACGACCUAUCAGUAUACACAAAACAGGUACAACGGAAGAAGGGGAAGUAAAAAGACGUCGUACGGAGCGUACAAAAAGGGAAAGACCAGAUUAUUUUAACUCCCUCCAAAUUGAAAAUGAACUGAAAAAGAUGAAAAACUUGCAAAAAACUCGGAAGAAAAAUGAAAAUUCCAAUGAAAAAGAUGGUGAAGGCUCAAACAGUGAAGAAGGAGUCGAUACAAGUACUCGAACUAGAGCUGGCAACUUGAACUCCAAAAAUCGUAAGCGAGGACGUCCUAAGAAGAAUACUUCUCAGAAUAAAUCAGAUUCGAAAAAUUCCGAGAAAGAGGAUGAAGUUGAUAUGUUUGCUAAUCUUCCUAAAGAAAAAGAACUACAAUUUAGCAUAAUUCUUGCUGAAAUUAAUCGCAAAAUACUAUUGCAACAGUUUAAACCAGACUGACUAAGUUGUUGAAUUUUUAUGUAUAUAUAUGUAUAUGAAUGUGAUUGUGUUUGUUUUAAAAUAAUACAAAUAAUAAUUGUUGUUUUGCGUAAUGCAAUAUCCUAGCAUUAAUGAAUGUUAAUAAAUGGUAUAUAAUUAAUCAAA
Parasteatoda tepidariorum (common house spider) is the source of this 833-nucleotide messenger RNA. Its product is annotated as UPF0547 protein C16orf87 homolog. Lineage: Eukaryota; Metazoa; Arthropoda; Arachnida; Araneae; Theridiidae. The record is from RefSeq and is a predicted model, not a curated record.